AUGGCAGCCCUGCAGCAGGCUGGGGUCAGCGCUCUGCUCGCGCUGCCGGUUGCCAACGGCCUGGGCGUGGCGUGCGGCAGGUUCCUCAAGGGCCGCUUCGAGCGGCAGCUGCCUUCCGCGGCGGAGAGGCCGACGCACGGCGGUCGGCUGCUGCAGCACCUGUGCUCGGUGGCGCUGGUUGCCCUCGUGUACUGGCUGUGGGCCUUCAGGAACGGAGGGAGAUCGUCCUCGCAGGACGUCCAGAUGGAGGCGUGGUAG
Messenger RNA from Prorocentrum cordatum, 258 nucleotides. The record is from the annotation of a GenBank genome assembly. NCBI's taxonomy places the organism in Eukaryota, Dinophyceae, Prorocentrales, Prorocentraceae.